AUGGUGUCAACCCUCUCAGCGGCUCUCGCCCUUAUAUCCGCCGCCCGAUGGGCCUCGGCUGCGUCGGUCGCUGGACGACAGGCCACGGGCGAUGCUGAAUGCCGUGACGUUCACAUCUUUCUCGCCCGCGGGAACAACGAACCGUAUCCCGGCCGCCAGGGGAAGCUCGUCACCGCCAUCUGCGACGGCCUCGACAGCUGCGACUACGAAGACAUCCAAUUCUACAACCCGUUGCCGGCGCCGUACUGCCAGUCUAUCGUAGAUGGUGUCGCGAACGGGACCGCCCAGAUCACGGCAUACAACAAGCGGUGUCCGGACGCGGCGCUCGUUGUCAGCGGAUACUCCCAGGGCGCCCAUGUUGUCGGCGACGUCAUGGGCGGCGGAGGCGGCACUUUCUUCCAAGGUUGCCAGCAGAAGCCGACCCCGGGCAUGGACGCAACGAAGGCGCCCGGAAACAAGAUUGCUGCUGUGCUUCUCUUCGGCGACACAAGGCAUACUGCCAAUCAGCCCUACAACAUCCUAGGGGGUGCCCCAGACAACGGGCUGUUCCCCCGUCCGGCGAAUCAGCUCGCCGGUCUCAUGGCCUUCUCAAAGGUGGCACGUUCGUACUGCGCCGACUCGGACCCGAUCUGCGCCGGCGGCAAAACCGCGGCCAACCACCUCAACUACUUUGACAUCUACUCUGGCGACGCCGGGAAGUGGGUGCAGGAGAUGGUCGGAAAGCCCGACACGACGACGUCUUCUAUGCCGACAAGCGCAUCGCCCACAACGUCCGUGGCCCCCAGCGCACCAGCGAUCCCGUCCAUCAGCGCACCGGAAAUCCCGUCCGUCAGCGCGAACCCCUCGGGCGCGUUGUCUCCCGCCUCGCCGACGCCCGUAGAGCCGGCCCCGGCGACUCCAACGGCCGAAAAUGCCGGCUCCUCUUCGACCACCGCGGAAAGUGCGGCGACGGCCUUGGCCUGCAGGUCGGUUCUCCUGGGGACCGCUGGACUAGCCGCCCUGGUUGUUUCCGGGAUGAUUUGA
Colletotrichum graminicola M1.001 is the source of this 1023-nucleotide messenger RNA. RefSeq names its product cutinase. Lineage: Eukaryota; Fungi; Ascomycota; Sordariomycetes; Glomerellales; Glomerellaceae. The coding region runs from base 1 to 1023 and encodes 340 amino acids. Gene Ontology annotation, molecular function: hydrolase activity. The record is from RefSeq and is a predicted model, not a curated record. The transcript has 2 exons.